Messenger RNA from Argiope bruennichi, 1901 nucleotides. RefSeq lists its product as uncharacterized. NCBI's taxonomy places the organism in Eukaryota, Metazoa, Arthropoda, Arachnida, Araneae, Araneidae. The record is from RefSeq and is a predicted model, not a curated record. The transcript has 20 exons. Bases 32 to 1819 code for a protein of 595 amino acids.
CGACUGCUGAAGAUUCGCUGAUCUUUUCCCCAUGCAGUAUCUGACGCUAUUCCUGUUGGUGGGCCUUGGCCUUGCCUCGGCUUACACAAGCGAUUUCGACGAUGGCCUUUCAAUUGAUAGGUUUGAAAAUGUGGAUCUAACUCCUUACCAAGCUGGAGGAUGGAUUUCGGAACAGAUGAGACAGACUUUGGAAAAGAUGGUAGAAGGCUUCGAAAAGGCCCUCGAAGAAGGAAGAACAAUCAGCGAAAGAGCCUUCAGGAAGGCAGAAGAGCUCUACCAUAAACUUUUGGACUGGGGAAUUGAUAUCGGUGAAAAGAUCAAGGAGGCCCUUGAAAGGAUUGGCAAGGAUUUUGAAAACAAUGAACUCGACCAAGCAGACAAUCUUUUGCGUGCUGGAGAUUGGAUCACAGACAGAAUGAGGGAGACUUUCGAAAAAAUGGUGGAAGGCUUCGAAAAGGCAAUCGAAGAAGGAAAAACCAUCAGUGAAAGAGCUUUCAGGAAGGCUGAAGAACUCUACCAUAAACUUUUGGAUUGGGGAGUAGAUGUUGGUGAGAAAAUAAGGGAGGCCUUUGAAAGGAUUGCGAAGGAUUUCGACAAAAAUAGAGCUGCCGACCUUGAAAAUCCAAUGCAAGCAGAACAACGUGGCCCAAUGAUCGACAGAUUAAAGGAAGCUUUUGAAAACGUUGUGAACAAGAUGAAGGAAGCCUUCGAGAGUGGAAGUGGUGUCAGAGGAGAUCUUAUGAAAAAGGCUGAAGAUAUUUAUGAGAAGUUAAAGAACCUUAAAGUUGAAAUUAGUGAUAAAAUCAGGAGCAUUUUUGAAGAUCUGAAGAGUAAGAUGGGCAGGAACAGUGUACAACAUGGUAAAGUGGCCGACAGACUGAAAGAGGCUUUCGAAAACAUUGUGAACAAAAUAAAGGAGAGAUUCGACAGCGGAAAUGGAGUCAGUGGAGACCUCAUGAAAAAGGCUGAAGACAUCUAUGAGAAGUUAAAAAAUCUUAAAGUUGAAAUAAGUGAAAAGAUCAGGAGCAUUUUUGAAGAUCUCAAGAGCAAGAUAGGCAGGAACAGUGUACAACAUGGUAAAGUGUUCGACAGACUGAAAGAAGCUUUCGAAAACAUUGUGAACAGGAUCAAGGAAAAAUUCGACAGCGGAAAGGGAGUCGAUGGAGGCCUCAUGAAGAAGGCUGAAGACAUCUUUGAGAAGUUGAAAAACUUGAGAGGUGGAAAAAUUAGCGAAAAAAUUAAGAGCAUCUUCGAAGAUCUGAGGAGCAAGAUGGGCAGGAGCGGUCCAACAUCUCUUGAUGCCGACAUUUCCAACAUCUUUGACGUCUUCAGGAGACUGAAACAAUUGAUCAAAGAAAAACUGGAUUCCGAGAAACUUAAAGAAAAAGUGGAAGAAUUGUUUGGAAAGGGAAGUGAAGUAGCAGAGCAGAUCAUUGAAAUGCUGAAAACCAAGGGCGAAAAAGCCAAGCAGAAGAUCCUGGACUGGAUUGACCGCAUCCUCCCCGACAAAGAGGAGCGAUCCAUCUCCGAAGUGUACGACAAACUCCGAGAAUUCUUCAAGGAUCUCCAACUCGACCUCAAGGAGAGGUUCACCAAGUUCGGUGAGUGGGUCAAGGAACAGUACGAGAAAGGGCUUGAGAAGGGGAAGACCAGAGCUGAGAACAUCAAGAAGAUUGCUAAAGAGUUCAUCGAAGACACCAAAGUCAUUGGAAAAGACAUGGCAGAGGAAGCCUUGGGAUUCUUCAGAGAAUACAAGAAGGACUUGGGCAAACUCUACGACAACGUCGUGGAGAAGAUUGGAAAGAUCUUGAAAAGCUAAAAGUGCACAACUAAGAAAUGAACUGUUAUAUUUGACCACUUAAUUACUAUUAUUGCAGAAUAAAUAAUUUAUUUUCACUUUA